Molecule: messenger RNA, 1083 nt
Organism: Pollicipes pollicipes
Lineage: Eukaryota; Metazoa; Arthropoda; Thecostraca; Pollicipedomorpha; Pollicipedidae
Product: START domain-containing protein 10
Exons: 7
Coding region: 127-1083 (318 amino acids)
Molecular function (GO): lipid binding
Source: RefSeq, a predicted model, not a curated record
CUCACGUCUUGAACAGCGGCACGGCACGGCAGCGAGGCGCUCACGUCUUGAACAGCGGCACGGCACGACAGCGAGGCGCUCACGUCGAUUGUCAGAGCGGGUGAGCCGACUGGCCAGGUCAGGGUCAUGCGGUUGGGUGAGGUCCGGGUGGCGGAGGACCAGGACUUUCGGCAGCUGGUGGCAUUGGCCGACAACCAUGACGGAUGGAAGCUGGACUUCUGCAACAACUCCACAAAAGUGUGGACCAAACAGCCAGACGAGAAAGAGUGCAAAAUGAUGAAGGCGAGCACAACCUACACAGACGUGGACGCCGCUACGGUGUACGACGUGAUUCAUGACGUCGAUUACACCAAGCACUAUGACAAGAGCAUGCUGGCGAUCGACACCGGCGGCUGCCUGAACCCGAACAACCAGAUCUUCUACUACGCCAUGGCCUGCCCCUCGCCUCUCUGCAACCGCGACCUGGUGGUGCUCCGCUCGUGGCUGGACACAGGCCGGGAGUACUACAGCCUGGGGCACUCGGUGUCGCACCAACAGUUCCCGCCCCGGAAAGGUUUCGUCAGGGCGCUGAACUACCUCUCAGGGUACGUGGUGCGACCCCUGUCACCGAAGAGCUGCCAGGUCAACUACGUAACCUACGGCAGCCCUGGAGGCCAGCUGCCUGUCUGGCUGGCCAACAAGGCCACCCAGGUGCUGGUGCCCAAGAUGGUGAAGCGGUUCCACAAGGCCUGCCUCAAAUACGCUGGCUGGAAGAAGCGGCACAAUGCGCACUUCAAGCCCUGGCUUUUCCCCGAACAGAUGCCGAUAGAGCGACUGAAUCUGGCGCUGGCGGAUACGCAUGUGCACGAGUGCAGCACGUGCAAGCACACGUUCAAGUCGGCUCGGCUGCGCGACGAGCACUACACGCGCACGGGCCACGAGAAGCGCAGUCCAUGCCCCGUGUGCCAGCGCUUCUUCCACCCGGACUUCCUGCGCAUCCACCUCAACAGCCACAGCGGCGCCUUUCGUUGCAAGGUGUGCGACACGCACUUCAGCUCGCAGGCCACGCUGGCGCGGCCACCAUGUACCGCCACAGCGGCCUGA